Molecule: messenger RNA, 2124 nt
Organism: Aspergillus sclerotioniger CBS 115572
Lineage: Eukaryota; Fungi; Ascomycota; Eurotiomycetes; Eurotiales; Aspergillaceae
Product: carboxylesterase family protein
Exons: 3
Coding region: 119-1795 (558 amino acids)
Source: RefSeq, a predicted model, not a curated record
UCCGAUACUACGCUCAGCACGAAGUCUACUUCAGCGAUGUGAAGAAAAGAACCUAGAAUCAUCUUUAUCACUUGGCGGUUGAAAUUUAAGUUUUGUCGAGAAUGCUUAUUGGGCUAUCAUGAUCAUGCAUCUUAUCAUGGAGUGUUAUCUUCUCUUUUCUCUUUUCUCGAUAUGCUUGGCCUCGACUUCGAUGCCGGUGGUGGAUCUGGGAUAUGAGUUGCAUCAAGCAAUCUCUCUUGAUGAAACAACCCAGACUUACAAUUUUAGCAAUAUCCGCUACGCUGCACCCCCGAUAGACGACCGGCGCUUUCUGCCACCGCUUCCUCCCAUUGAAAAUCGCACGGAGAUUCAGAAUGGGUCUGUUGGACGUGUUUGUCCCCAGGGAGUACCGAUAUGGAGUGCGGAAAUCAUGGUCCCGUUUUUGGAGAGCGUGCUCUUAGGCACGCAGUUCAACCAGUCGGGCAACGUCAGUGAUUACCCGGUUGUUUGGCCGCCGGGAGAUUCGAGAAUCACGGAGGACUGUCUAUUCUUGGAUGCGGUGGUACCGAAGGGCGUCUUUGAAGGAAGAAGUGGUGGGGGGGACGCGUCUGCACCGGUGCUGGUUUGGAUUAAUGGGGGUGGAUACAUUGCCGGUGACAAGUCUGAAAGGGAUCCAAAAGGUCUCUUUAUGAGGAGUAUGGACACUGGGGAGGAGUUCAUUUAUGUUGCUCUUAACUAUCGGUUGGGCGCCUUUGGCUGGUUGUCGGAUACCGAGGGCAUGGCCAAUGCUGGUCUGUAUGACCAACGGCUGGCUCUAGAGUGGGUGAGGCAGUACAUCGGUCUCUUCGGCGGGGAUCUCAGUCGGGUCACCGUCAUGGGCGAGUCCGCUGGUGGGGGAUCCAUCAUCCAUCAGAUCGCAGCAGUAGCACGUGGGCCGAAUGGAACUGCGGACGAUCUGCCCUUUCAGCAAGCCAUCAUUCAGAGUCCGACCUGGUACCCACUUUCGGUGGAGCAGCAACAGUCUAAUUUACGUCAGUUCCUGGACCUGCUCAACGUGACAUCUAUCCAAGAAGCGCGCCGUCUUCCCUCGAGUCAACUAAUGGCGGCGAAUGCCCACCAGAUAGCCACCACGCCGGUGUAUGGGACCUUCACGUAUGGGCCGGUCGUUGACGGGAGCCUCGUUCCGGACUUGCCGAGCCGGGCUAUGCUUGCUCCUAACUUCAAAUGGAAGAACCUCCGCGUUAUGACGAGCCAUACGUCCAACGAAGGUUUGGCGUUUACUCCACCAGAUGGCGCCAAUAGUACAGCCUAUCCGUCCAUUAUUGAGGCUUAUGUCCCGAGUCUAACGCCGGAAGUGAUGGAGGACAUAGCUCGCAACUUCUACCCACCCAGGUACAACAUCUCGUCCGCUGAAAGCCUGGGAUACGGCAGUCCACUAGAAAGGACAGCCCUCACUGUGAGCGACGCAUUUUUCCGAUGCAAGAACCUCUAUCUCAACUCAGUCUUCGACACUGCAUACGCGUCCGUCUUCAAUGUGCAGCCGGCAUUGCACUCCCAAGACCUAGCUUUCACGUUCUAUAACCACUCUCGGCCAGAUAUGAAGGUGGGUUUGUUCGAUGAAGAACUCGCUUUCACGAUGCAGGAUUACAUUAUCUCAUUCGUACGACAGGGCUAUCCAUCAUCGGCAAAUGCGACGGAUUGGGAGGUAUAUGCAAACGACGGACACGUGCUAAAUAUGGAACUGCAGGACGUAGCGAUGAUUGCGGACCCGAUAGACAAGAAUCGGUGUCGGCUCUGGUGGAAUCUCAGCGGGUGAAGUGGUUGCUGUCUCGGAAUCGAAUCUGAUCAAAAUUGAUCCGAGACAGAGUGAUUCUGCAUGCUUUACUUGUAUUUGAGGAAAUGUGGGUGACUGCAACCAAACCGUGCUACCCUGCCGAUGAUCACCGCGGGAAAGAGCCGCAUCUGAGCGCCGCAAAAUCAGGCAGUUGUCAAUAGCCUCUGAUCGGAGUAAGACACCACCGAAGAAUUUUAACCAACCCGCACUAAACUAAUCCGUAGUUUGACAACCAUUGGCGCGGUAUAAAUAGCAGCACUUGCCGCUAAUGGGCGAGCUAAAGAGCUUGGCCUGGGCGACUACCACAGCGC